AUGCCGGGUGCCACGCUCCUGCUGCUGGUCCUGCUCCCUGGGGUCGCCACCUCUCCCAGCGGGCCGCUUGCAUGCUUUGAAAGGAAAGUGGGGGAUGGCACCCUCUGCCCGGAGCUGGCCCUGCUGCCCCCACAGAGCAGCCCUGGGGCCCUUGGGGAGCUGCCCUCCCCCAGCCUGACUGCCUCGCCCCCAUCGGGCACCCUGCGACUGGACUGGCCCAGCCAGGGAUCCCCUGGUCUGCGCUGGGUGGAGAAGUCCAGGUCCGAGAAGUGGGGGCUCCUCCCCAGAGCAACAGCACCCAUUUCCCAAAGGAGGCGGGGAGGUCGCUGCACUGGCCUGGAGGGGCUGAGGGGUGCGCGACCUCUGUCGUGUCACCCUUUCUUCCCGCCAGCGCCUCCAUUCCCCGCGGCGCCUGGGCCCUGGCUGCGCCAACCCCUUUUCAGUCUGGAGCUGUCGGACGCCGAGGACGCCUUCCCGCGCCGCGCGGGGCCGCUCGAGGUCCCGGCCGACAGCCGCGUGUUCGUGCAGGCGGCCCUGGCCCGUCCCUCUCCGCGCUGGGGCCUGGUCCUGCACCGCUGCUCGAUGACGCCGUCCUCGCGCCCGGCCCCGGGGCCCGCCCUGGCACUGCUGCGCGGGGGCUGCCCCGCCGACUCCUCCGUCGUCCUCCCGCCACCGCCGGCGCGCCCGGGUGCUGCCGCUCCCGUGCGCUUCAGCUUCCGUCUGCGCCCGGUCUUCAACGCCUCGGUGCAGUUUUUGCACUGCCAGCUGAGCCGCUGCCGCCGCCUCCGGGGAGCCCGCCGGACACCUGCGCCUCUGACGCUGCCGCCGCCAUCGCUGUGUCUGCCUCAGGAUGAGGCGUGCACGGGCGCCGGCAGCGGCAGUGGCGAGAGUCUGGGUGCCGACGGUCCCCACCUGCACACGCUGACGCAGCCCAUCGUGGUCACAGUGCCGCGGCCACCCCCCGGGCCACCCAAGGGCAUCCCCAGCAAAGCCGUGCGUCCUGAGCCUCCCGCCCCGGCCCCCGCGGCCCUGGAGCCCGCGCCCGUGGUAGCGCUGGUGUUGGCUGCCUUCGUGCUGGGCGCUGCGCUGGCCGCCGGACUCGGCCUCGUCUGUGCGCAUUCAGCACCCCCGAACCCCGGUCCCGCCCCGAGAGACUCGCCCAGCGGCCCCCAGCCCAGGAGGCCCCAAUAAGACUGAUGGAGGCGGCCAAUGAUCCGCUGGGAAGGGGGCGGCCUGCAUGGUGUCCCUCUGCUUCGCUCAGUCUGGGUAGCCCCUCCCCAGGGAUGGCACACCCCCAGCACGGUCCGGAGACACAACAGCCACGGCCUUGAACCAGGCCCGCCAGGACUGGACCGGCCCCGGUGGACCUCAGACCCAGUGGGACCACUGUCUCUGCCUCCUGAACCCUCCUGCCCCUGACCGCUCCUCCUCUUUUUCGCACUUGGGCUCAAAAUAAACACCCGGUCUGACCUACUGAGUUCUGAAGUCUGCGUGUGCACUUGGCGCGGUUAUAGGAGGCAGGAAGCAGAGGCCUUGGACCAGGACUUGGGGGCUUGGCCCACACACUCAUAUAUACGUGUGCAGAUGGGGGCCAAGGGAGACCCAAGGGAGUUUUUCCCAAACAGAAAGGGACACCCAAUCCCAUCUGCUUAAGUUUUAAUAAGGUCCACCUUCGGGGCACCUGGGUGACUCAGUCGGUUAAGCCUCUGCCCUCCGC
Messenger RNA from Mustela erminea (ermine), 1717 nucleotides. RefSeq names its product transforming growth factor beta receptor 3 like (gene TGFBR3L). NCBI's taxonomy places the organism in Eukaryota, Metazoa, Chordata, Mammalia, Carnivora, Mustelidae. The record is from RefSeq and is a predicted model, not a curated record.